CACUCAUUUUCUGUUUGUCUGAUAAUUUGACUCCCCUCCUGAAAAAAAUGAGUUCACACCACAGCAGAAUCUGAUUUUGCAUUUUCUUAUCUUUCACUCAUGCAUUAUUUGCAGCAAGUGUUUCACAUUUCUGUUAGAAAUGAGUAUCCAAAACCUAACAAUGCUUAUGCUGAAGGAAAAAUACGAAUUUGUAUCUGAAUUUGAAUGUAAUAGAAUUUCACAAGCCGAAUUUGCAAAACAUGAAAACCUUCCAACAACAACAUUAGUGGGAAUUCUGAAGAAAAAAGAGGAAAUUAAGAAACUUUUCCUUGAGUCUUCAUUGCUGUUAUCUCGAAAAUGCAAGAGAAAGUCGUCAUACAAAGAUGUCGAAGAUGCUCUGGUACAUUGGCUGAAGCAAAUUCGUUCAUUGAAUCCUCCUGUUUCGGGACCGAAACUGAAACACAAAGCAAUGGAAAUCGCUGAAGUACUUGGAGUAGAAACCAAUUUUAGUGCCAGUGAUGGAUGGUCAGAGAGAUACAUUGCCUGUACUGGUACUGUAUAAAGCACUACUGUAUUUUCCCGAUUGUAGUUUUGUAUUUUUCCAACUUUGUUUUAGUAAUCAUAUCACAUAACUCAACACAUUUCCACUUCCCCUGGGGUGUCAACUUAUGAAGACUCAACUAUAUAUAUAAUACAGUGGUGUCUUGACUUACAAGUUUAA
Molecule: messenger RNA, 700 nt
Organism: Centruroides sculpturatus (bark scorpion)
Lineage: Eukaryota; Metazoa; Arthropoda; Arachnida; Scorpiones; Buthidae
Product: tigger transposable element-derived protein 3-like
Exons: 1
Coding region: 140-541 (133 amino acids)
Molecular function (GO): DNA binding
Source: RefSeq, a predicted model, not a curated record